GGCAUCUCUGCUCCUCCAAAACGCAAAAACAUAACACCUCCAAAAAAUAAAAAAUCAUCAUUUUCAACAAAUGAAAAUUUAUCUUCUACUGAAUCAUGUAAUGAAAGUAGUUUACAAGAAUUUCGGUUUGCACCACCUAUUAAUGAAAUUGUAGAUGAUAAUAAUGAUACUCAACAAUCUUUUAAUAUAAUUAAAGUUGAUGAUAAUAAUGAUACUCAACAAUCUUCUGGUGAGACUAUAAUCGAAGAUAAUAAUAAUACUCAUCAAUUUUUGGAUGGGAUGAUAAUUGAAGAUAAUAAUGAUACUCAUCAAUUUUCAGAAACUUUUUACUGA
Dentiscutata erythropus is the source of this 333-nucleotide messenger RNA. Lineage: Eukaryota; Fungi; Glomeromycota; Glomeromycetes; Diversisporales; Gigasporaceae. The record is from the annotation of a GenBank genome assembly.